Messenger RNA from Populus nigra (black poplar), 729 nucleotides. RefSeq names its product bidirectional sugar transporter SWEET6a-like. The record is from RefSeq and is a predicted model, not a curated record. Lineage: Eukaryota; Viridiplantae; Streptophyta; Magnoliopsida; Malpighiales; Salicaceae. Gene Ontology annotation, biological process: carbohydrate transport. The transcript has 6 exons. Gene Ontology annotation, molecular function: sugar transmembrane transporter activity. Bases 1 to 729 code for a protein of 242 amino acids. Gene Ontology annotation, cellular component: membrane.
AUGGUGUCUGCUGAAGCUGCUCGUAACGUUGUUGGGAUUAUCGGGAAUGUCAUCUCCUUUGGCCUAUUUUUAUCUCCAGUUCCAACAUUUUAUCGCAUUUGUAAGAAGAAAGAUGUGGAAGAGUUUCAACCUUAUCCUUAUGCUGCGACGGUGUUGAACUGCUUGUUCUGGAUUCUUUAUGGGCUGCCGAUAGUUAAACCAGACAGCACUCUUGUUGUGACCAUUAACAGUGUUGGUCUUGUAUUUGAGUUGAUCUACUUGAGCAUAUUUUGCAUUUUUGACACGCAGAAUAAGGGGCGGAAGAAGGUUUUUCUUGUGCUUUUUGGCGAAGUAAUCUUUAUGGCAGCUAUUGUUGUAACCACUUUUCUAGCUUUCCACACUCAUGAGAGAAGAACUCUUUUUGUCGGAGUUUUCUGUGACAUCUUCAACAUUUUGAUGUACGCUUCACCUCUUACUAUAGUCAAAAAGGUUGUGACCACAAAGAGUGUGGAAUACAUGCCACUGUCCCUUUCAUUGGCCAACUUCCUUAAUGGCUGUGUCUGGACAGCUUAUGCUCUCAUCAGAUUUGAUAUCUUCAUGCUGGUCAGCAAUGGUCUUGGAGCUUUCUUUGGUUUUCUCCAGCUCGUCCUUUACGCCUUCUACUACAAAUCUACUCCUAAACGUGGUAGUCAAGAUGUGAAGCCAUCUGAGAUCCAGCUUUCCGCUUCAGAUGCAGCCUCCAGAGCAUGA